UGAGCGGACAUCGGUGGAAAUGAACCUUGGGUAAGCUGCCUUAGUGCGCUAAUGACGAGUCUUCAGUUAAGCAUCAUCCAAAGAACUUUAAACGCAAGACCAGAUUUCCGUACGUCUUACCAUAGUGCGGUGACACUAAGGAUCAAAGUGGUAUAGUUGUAUACCAAAAUCUGAUAUCUUCAUGGUUUACUUUAAAAGCGGAGCUCUAAUAGAUGGAUGUUUUGGAAAGUGGAUCACAAUCUUCGCCGCUGUUGAAUAAUGUAAAACGCGUCUCAUCGGACAAAUUGUGGCCGGGUGAAGGAGCUUCAAUUUGAUUAGAGGUCGGUUUUGGUGUGAAAAACGAAUUACUUGCUACGGGUUUAUCGAAAUGGAGAAACUGUUGACGAAUGUUGCUGUGGUGAUUUCUGCAUUUAUCUACCUUCAAUUUACAGGUUGCUAUGGAACAACUGGGUCAGUUUACAGUAAGAAACUUUUCAAGAAGUUUUUCGAUGAUGAGGGGUAUAAUCGCAAUGUUCGUCCAGUUCUCAAUGUUCACACGGUUACCAACGUGCAGAUGCUGCUGUACGUCGCACAGGUUCUUGAUAUGGACGAAAGACAACAGACGCUGACUACCAACAUGUGGUUGACAUAUGUGUGGAAGGAUGAAUUCAUUCAGUGGGAUCCCGAGGAAUGGGGAAAUGUUACCAAACUGAAAGUCGCUUCGGAUCUGCUUUGGAUGCCUGAUAUUACGCUGUAUAACUGCGCUGCCGAUAACUACGUUCCCUACCUGACCAAGAAAAUAUGCAUCAUCUAUAAUAACGGUCUCAUCAACUGGGCUUCUCCUGUCAUCUUGAAGUCUCAUUGUAACAUCGAUGUCACUCAAUUUCCCUUCGAUAAGCAAAGUUGUGAGCUUAAGUUUGGUCCUUGGCAGUAUGACGGGACGGAAGUCAAUCUGACUGGCACAGGUGAUACCUCGGUCUUCAUGAGUGAUGGUGAAUGGGACAUGAAAGGCCUAGACGUGAGACAAGACGUGAAUUACUACCCAGACGCGCCUGGUAUACCCUACACCGACAUCGUCUACACCAUGCAUUUUAAGCGUCGAUCGAUGUACUAUGUCUUCAAUCUCGUCCUGCCGUGUGUUCUCGUCGCUGGAAUCACUAUCCUGGGGUUCGUCCUACCAGCUGACUCGGGAGAAAAGGUCAGCCUUGGUAUAACUGUUCUGCUAUCUCUGACUGUAUUUCUCCUCCUCAUUGCCGAGUCAAUGCCCCCGUCUAGCCACGUACCUGUCAUUGGUCAGUACUACGCAGCUACAAUGCUUCUGGUCUCUAUCUCCAUUAUGCUGACAGUCAUCGUCUUAAAUCUUCACCAUCGAGGUCCGACUUGUCGACCUGUUCCAGUCUGGAUGAGGCGAAUCUUUCUCAACAAACUCGCUCCCAUAUUGCGGCUGCAGCCAAGACGAAGCCAGAGAAACAAAGGACUGAGCAAAGACCAUAAAAUCUUCAUGAGAAUGCAGGAAAGCGAAACAUCUAUAAUGGACAUGACGACACCACUGCAUCAGAAUCACCAAUCACCUGGUGACGAGUCGCCAUUACAGGCCAUGCAAAACACCAAUAGGAACCUGCAUAGAGACGGCCCCGAGAGGGCGUGCUGCCGUCAGCAGAUAGACAUUCUGCGCAGGAUGAUGGAUCACAUGCGCGUUGUACGGGAGCAUUACGAUGGGUUGGAUCAUUCUGACUUUAUCCGUGGGGAAUGGAAGCAGGUUGCGCAGGUGGUCGACCGUUUGUUCAUGAUCUUCUACUUGCUGGGAACUAUGGCUACUUUACUCAUUAUCUUCAUUCAACUUAGCUGAAGUGACACAUACAUGAUUGGCCGAGUCAUAUAACUCGGCUGAAAUACCUCCAUCAACAUUUAAACUCACUGGUUAUACGUCCGCUUGCUAUUUGCUAGUUAGGCCAGGCUUACCACCUCACAAUAUUAACUGAGACGCUGGGUACAGGCUGAUUUUAUAGCGUUCUCAAGUAACAGUUUAUGGGCUCCGUGCACAAACGAGAGGGCGUUUUUGACCACUUUAUGAGAGCCCGGCCGUGGACGGGACACAUCGCUCUUGCGUACUGGUACUGGUAGUGGUUCGCACGCGCAUGGCGCCAAGUGCGCACGUCUUCUUGUAUUCUGAAUGUGCAUAAAAUCCAUAGCGUCUUCGCGUGAGCGUCAGGCGUUGUAAGCAAUGCGUUAUAUUGUCUCUCCCAGCGGUCUCCUCAAACUCUCCCCUUCUUACCGAGUGAGGGGGUACUUGUGCCCGGAGCCCAUACGCACGCACGAUGAGUGCGCUGUGAUUGGAUGCUAUUAAACCGUGACGCCAAUAAAUGCCUACGUAAAGGGUCAUGAUUUUCUGCUCGCCCGAUCCAAAAUCCUUGGCGUACACAUUUUUUUGAGGAAAGCUAACUGGAAAAGUUGGAGUCGUUCACUCACCUUUAAAUGAUGUGACGAUUCUUUGACUCUCAAAAUAUGCCGACAUAAUUAUCUAUGCUAUGGUUAUCUGUGAAAACCCUAAUCAUGAUUAUACUCAAAACGUGGAUGUUGCUAGGAAAAGCAUAUUAAAGAACAGAAGUAAUUAUCUUAUAGAUACUAGAAGUUGUAUUUGUAUAAGACCUUCGAUAAUGGAGUGGAUAUUUAGUAGUAAUGUAUUCUUGAGUUGUGUCAAAUUAUCAAUGAUAUAAUCAAUAACCACAUGUUUUGCGUUCGUGUGGAGUGCAAGUGGUACUAACAUUAAUUGAAUCGUAAUAUAUAGAAAGGAAGGAUAUUUUGGUGUAAAGAUUAGAAAUGCAUGUAAACUGUCAGGAAAGGAAAAAUCAUAAAUCUACGCGUGUUCGUCAAUUUUCAGUGGCAUCGCUAGGGAGUUAAUAUUAACGACUGAUGCAAUGGACUUUUGCAUGUUUUUAUUAAGAUAUCGAUUAACUAAUGGUGUGAAUACAGACAAGAUAACAUUGGUUUUCUGAGUUUUUUCUUUAAUAAUUAGUGUAUGCUGUGCAGCUGAAUAUACUAAAUCCAGGUGAUAUGAUUUUAAUACAAUAA
Molecule: messenger RNA, 3051 nt
Organism: Patiria miniata (bat star)
Lineage: Eukaryota; Metazoa; Echinodermata; Asteroidea; Valvatida; Asterinidae
Product: neuronal acetylcholine receptor subunit alpha-10-like
Exons: 8
Coding region: 368-1828 (486 amino acids)
Biological process (GO): signal transduction; nervous system process; regulation of membrane potential
Cellular component (GO): neuron projection; synapse; postsynaptic membrane
Molecular function (GO): transmembrane signaling receptor activity; acetylcholine-gated monoatomic cation-selective channel activity
Source: RefSeq, a predicted model, not a curated record